Molecule: messenger RNA, 1343 nt
Organism: Camelina sativa (false flax)
Lineage: Eukaryota; Viridiplantae; Streptophyta; Magnoliopsida; Brassicales; Brassicaceae
Product: AT-hook motif nuclear-localized protein 18-like
Biological process (GO): vegetative to reproductive phase transition of meristem
Cellular component (GO): nucleus
Molecular function (GO): minor groove of adenine-thymine-rich DNA binding; DNA-binding transcription factor activity
Source: RefSeq, a predicted model, not a curated record
UAAACUAGUGGAACCAUAUACCGCACCAUGUGAGCACGCUCUUGUGUCAUUGACAAAAACAUAAACCCUAAUCACAAACCUUUCUCUCUCCUUCAUGUAUCACACUACGUCACUUACACUUUUCGUCGAUCUCUCCUUCCCAAGCCCUACCUAUAUGUAUACAUAAUCUUUGAUUAAUUUUCUUCUUCUUCACGGAUCACAAAUCUAAUCAUUCUCAAAGCCUUCUUUUUCUGUACAUUGACAAAAUAAUAUAAUGGAUGAAGUCUCUCGUUCUAACCCACCGCAUCUACUGUCAAGAGACCUUCAGCUCUAUCACCAUCAAAACGCUGGACUUAAACGCAACCGAGAAGAAAACCAAGUCGUUGACCCCAACAACAACCACUCUAAUUCCUCCGGCAGAGACCAAGCCACGACACCCUCCGGAGAAGAUAAUACCAAGAAAAGAAGGCCACGUGGCAGACCCGCUGGUUCCAAGAACAAACCCAAAGCACCGAUCAUAGUCACGCGAGACGCCGCAAACUCCCUUCGAUGCCACGUCAUGGAGAUAACCAACGGCUGUGAUGUGAUGGAAAGCUUAGCCGUCUUCGCUAGACGCCGUCAGCGUGGCGUUUGCGUCUUGACUGGAAACGGCGCCGUUACAAACGUCAACGUUAGACAGCCCGGUGGAGGCGUCGUUAGUUUACACGGACGGUUGGAUAUUCUUUCUCUCUCGGGCUCGUUUCUUCCUCCACCAGCUCCACCAGCUGCGUCUGGUCUAACGGUUUACUUAGCCGGUGGUCAAGGCCAAGUGGUCGGAGGCAAUGUGGUGGGACCGCUUAUGACUUCAGGUCCGGUAGUGAUUAUGGCUGCUUCAUUUGGAAACACAGCUUACGAGAGGCUGCCAUUGGAGGAGGAUGAGGUGGAACCUCAAAGAGAAAUAGAUGCAAACGCGGAUAGGGCGGUUGGAACGCAAACGCAGAAGCAGUUAAUGGGGUCGCCGUCGAAUUUAAUAAACUCUGUUUCGUUGCCAGAUGAAGCUUAUUGGGGAACGCAACGACCGUGUUUCUUAGAUAAUUAAUUUUUAAAUGUACUGAUCUUUCAUAUUCUUCUUUCUUUUUUGACUUUUUAAAUUUCUAAAGAUUUAACUAGGUUUUUGUUUUAAUGUUUGAUCAAUGCGUCAUGCUUUUGGGAAUUCUUAGAUUGUGCCAUAUCGUUUUUAAACGUUAGUGAUCGGCUUUUGCGUGCGUUGACUAGAUGUCUAGAUGUCAACCAAGUACUAGUGGCAAAUUUGUUUUGCUGAAUAAGUAUUACUUUUGAUGUUUGGUACUUUAUAUGUUUAUUAACAUAUAUAUGAUGUAUUGUAA